Messenger RNA from Frankliniella occidentalis (western flower thrips), 3161 nucleotides. RefSeq names its product nose resistant to fluoxetine protein 6-like. Lineage: Eukaryota; Metazoa; Arthropoda; Insecta; Thysanoptera; Thripidae. The coding region runs from base 51 to 2522 and encodes 823 amino acids. The transcript is spliced from 12 exons. The record is from RefSeq and is a predicted model, not a curated record. Gene Ontology annotation, molecular function: acyltransferase activity, transferring groups other than amino-acyl groups.
CGCCCAGCCCGCCGGUCAGUCGGAGCCCGAGCCCCGCCUGCAGCACAGCGAUGUGCAAGUCCGACGCCGCGGGGACGGUGCUGACGCUGUUGCUGCUGACGGUCGGCUGCUACGCCGGGGUCGCCGUCAACGCCACCGACGAGGCUGGCGCCAGCCAUGACGCCGCCUCCGCCGCCACCAACGCGGCCGUGAACGUGGCCGUGGACGCGCUUCUUGACAGCGCGCUGCAGCGCGCGCUGGCGACCCUCAAGCACCCUGCCAGCCUCCGCGAGCACGUCGGCGAGGCCCUGCGCCUCGAGAAAAGACCCGAGGUGCUGGCCUCCGCCGCCGACUGCGACCUGGCGCUGGCCCGCUGGGCGGAGGGCCUGUACUACACCGAGACGUGGGCGCUGCAGAUGGUGGACUCGAGCUCCAAGUUCGUGACGGGCCUCCUCUACGGCAACCUGGCUGACCUCGGCAACUACGACGAGUGCGUGACUUCAGAGCCCAUCUCCCACAACGCCACGGCGGUCGGCCAGGGCGCCCCGGAGGAAUUCACCGGCAGGUACGCGCUGCCGGCGUUGCAGCUGCUGAAGGCCGUCAACAGCAGCAGCAAGCUUAGUGCUAGCCUGCAGCAGACCCUAGCCAGGACGGCGUCCAGCCAUCAGGUCAGGGAUUCCAAUGGGGAGGAGUACAGCGCACUGGGCAGCGUGAACCUCGCAGUGUGCGUGCCCAGCACGUGCCAGGCUCCGCUGCUCGAGACCGUCUUUAACCACGUCCUGAACCUCGCCAACCCGCUGCUGGAGAAGAAGGGCUACCGCGUGCAGGUCUCGCUCCCCGCCAACUACACGAGCGUGGCGGGCCUGUGGCGCGAGCCCGACACGGGCGACUACACCGUCAUUACGAUUUGCGUGGUACUUCUACUGUUGGUACUAGUGGCGACCAGCAUGGACGUCACGCUCAGUUCGGAAGCUGUGGAGGCUCGCAAGCGAGCUGGUGUGCUGCUGGCAUUUUCUGCCUACACCAACGGGCGGCGCCUCAUGCACGUCGCGCCACCGAGCGACUCGAACUUCACUUGCAUCAACGGCAUCCGCUUCUUCUCCGCGAUGUGGGUCAUUCUGGGCCACCGCUACCGCUGGGCACUCGACAUACCCUACACAAACCUCAUCGUCAUCCCCCAGCGCGUAACCGACAUUUCCGUCAUGAUGAUCGCGAGUGCACCGCUCUCAGUCGACACUUUCUUCCUGAUUGGUGGGCUCGUCAACAGCUACUCCUUUAUGCGCGCCGUCGGACAGAGAAAGAGCUUUAACUUCAUCAUGUACUACGUUCACCGAUACAUCAGGUUAACGCCAGCCUUCGCCAUGAUGGUGGCCAUAACGGCCACUUGGCUGGCGCUGCUGGGCAACGGCCCACUGUGGACCAAGGUGAUGGGCAGCGCGAGCCAGAGCUGUCGUGACAACUGGUGGACCGCGAUGCUGUACGUGGCCAACUACGCCAACGCGAACGACCAGUGCAUGAUGCAGUCGUGGUACCUGAUGGUGGACAUGCAGCUGCACUGGCUGUCACCACUGCUGUUGGUGCCCUUGUGGAAGUGGCGCCGCAUCGGCCUGGGCUGGAUCGGCAUCGUGCUCAUCGCCUCGUGCGCCGUGCCGUUCGCCAUCACCUUCGCCAACCCGCCGCACUUCCGGGCGCCCAUAUCUGUCGAGCUGAGCAAAGCGAGUCAGAGUUUCUUCAUGGCCCACAUGUACUUCCCAACGCAUACACGCUUUACGUCGUAUGUGUUCGGAACCCUGGCCGGCUAUGUCCUCUUCAUCAUCAAGGCUGGCCACGUCAGAUACACGUUGAGCAGUAAAGAAGUAGCGUUAGGCUGGCUGAUGAGCACUGCCAUCUGCCUAACGGUGGUGUUCGGCGCGCAACCGCUGUUCGACGCAAAGAACCACCCCUUCAAUGUGUGGGAGUCGUCCUUCUACCUGGGCUUCUAUAAGCUUGCCUGGUCCGUCGGUAUCACUUGGGUUGUGUUGGCCUGCAUCCUGGGCCGAGGAGGCCCUGUUAAUGCCUUUCUUUCGUGGACGCCGUUCACCAUCAUGGGCCGCCUGACGUACGGCAUCUACCUGGCGCACGCUGCCAUCCAGAUCGUGGACGUGUCAAGCAACCGGUCGGCCGAGUACUACACCGACUUUAAGAUGGUGGAACAUAUGCUGUCAGACGCUACCCUUGCCUCUUUCUUUGGGUUGGUGCUCUGCCUGACGUUGGAGUCGCCCAUCAUGGCGAUCGAGAAGGCACUACGUACGGGUGGCUCGAAGAGGAGCAAACCAAGGAAGCAAGAGAAAGACGUCCCUACCAAUGGAGGUGUCGACAACUCUGGUUUUAUCGGGGACGCCGACAGCGGGAGGACGCAUGGCGAUGGAAAGGCAAGCAGCAGCAACCCCAUCGCACACGUUUCCGUUGAGGCCUCCACGACAGGGGCCACGUCCACUGACGACAACGAGUCGGAAAACGGGAAGUCUGUCGUGGGGCCGUUGGGGACCGCACUGGCAGUGUGAUGGAAAAAAAUCGGUGAAAAUCGUUUUAAAAAACCGAGCGUUUAAAACCUACGUCAUCUACACUGUUAUUCAAGGAAUGUGACGUCACACUCGUUUCAAUGUAAAACGUGUCAAAUUUGUUUGAAUAUUGUGUCACAUUCAUUUAAACGUGACAUCAGGUGAAUUGAUGCUCUAAUGGCGCCAGGCUUGGCUGAUUCACGUUUAAACGAAUACGACACAACAUUCAAAUGAACGUGACACGAUUCACAUUAAAACGAAUGUGACGUCACAUUCGUUAAAUAACAGUGUUCGCAACCUCAGUCAAACGAUCAGCACAUUUGUGCUUUCAGAAGUAUAUCAGUUGUCGCCUUUCGAACCAAAGACGUAUUAUGCAGCCAAGAACUAUGUUAAUACUUUUUCCCAGUGAGCAACAAAUAAUUUAUUGAUAUUUAAAAUGUCGGUAUAAAGUUUCCCGGUAGACGUCUGGUGAAACUUGAGGCCUGUAUUUAUGAAACCAUUUUUAUAAGAUUUAUUGGAUGUUCAUCGACAGUUUGACUUGGAACUCACUGCGAUUAGCAUCUCGUACAACCUGCUUGUGAUAUUACAUGUGUAAAAAUAUUUAAAACCCCUUGUACAGAUAAAAUAAGAUACUUUUCUCCA